GGUAAUCCAGUGGGAGGGGUAAUCCACGGGGUGUUUCUGACUCAUAGGGGGGCCGACCUCUGCCCCCUGUCCCCCCGCAGCCAUGGAUAUCGGCGGCUUGGAGACAGUGGUGGCCAACUCGGCCUACGUGUCGGCGCGCGGCGGAGGGCCGGGGGGUUCAGCCCGGGACCGGAAGCAGCGAGCCCGCCUGCGCCUGCCCCACAUCUCCCAGUGCGAAGCCCUGCGCGCCCGCCUGGCCGGCACCGGGCUGCAGAACGGCGUCGCGCAGCAAGAUGGCGGCCCCAAGCAAGAUGGCGGCGGGGAGGAAGAGGCGUCCUUCCGGUGGCAGUGCGUGGAGCAACCAAUCGGGAAACGGCUUUUCCGGCAGUUCCUGCAAGCCACGCCGGGAUUGGCUGCCGCCGGGGCGCUGUGGGAGGAGCUUGAGGCCUUCGAGUGCUGCGAGGAAGGAGAGAGGAGCGCGGCCGCCGCCAACAUCCGGAAGCGGUUCUUUACUGAGGGAGGGGCCGAGCACUGCGGCUUCCUGAGCGCCGCCGCCACAGCGCCAUCGUCGGGUGAGUCCUCCAGCAGCAGGCAGGGGUCCUCCAGGGGCGGCCAUGAGUCCUCCAAGGGUGACCAUGGCUCCUCUGAGAAUAGCCACGAGACCGCCAAGGUGGCCAUGGGUCCUCCAAAAGUGGCCAUGAGUCCUCCAAGGGUAGCCAUGAGUCCUCCAAGGGUAGCCAUGAGUCCUCCAAGGGUAGCCAUGAGUCCUCCAAGGGUAGCCAUGAGUCCUCCAAGUGUAGCCAUGAGUCCUCCAAGGGUAGCCAUGAGUCCUCCAAAGGUAGCCAUGAGUCAUCCAAAGAUGCUGUAAGUCCUCCAAGUGUAGCCAUGAGUCCUCCAAGGGUAGCCAUAAGUCCUCCAAGGGUAGCCAUGAGUCAUCCAAAGAUGCUGUAAGUCCUCCAAGGGUAGC
Messenger RNA from Numida meleagris (helmeted guineafowl), 946 nucleotides. RefSeq names its product rhodopsin kinase-like. Bases 83 to 847 code for a protein of 254 amino acids. The record is from RefSeq and is a predicted model, not a curated record. The transcript has a single exon. Lineage: Eukaryota; Metazoa; Chordata; Aves; Galliformes; Numididae.